Rattus rattus (black rat) is the source of this 213-nucleotide messenger RNA. Its product is annotated as ubiquitin-like protein ATG12. NCBI's taxonomy places the organism in Eukaryota, Metazoa, Chordata, Mammalia, Rodentia, Muridae. The record is from RefSeq and is a predicted model, not a curated record.
AUGGCCGAAGGCCCAGAAGCUGUGCUGCAGUUCCCCGCGGCUCUGGCUGCUGGGGGCGAGAGUCUUUAGGAGCUCUCCCCGGAAACAGCCACCCCAGAGCCCCCGUCUUCAGCUGCAGUUUCGCCCGGUAAGGGGGAUCCUCCCGGAGACACCAAGAAAAAAAUUUAUUUAUGUUGCCCCUUCCCCAGAUCAAGAAGUUGGGACUCUAUAUGA